This is a messenger RNA of Arabis nemorensis, 2388 nucleotides long. The record is from the annotation of a GenBank genome assembly. NCBI's taxonomy places the organism in Eukaryota, Viridiplantae, Streptophyta, Magnoliopsida, Brassicales, Brassicaceae.
AUGCAAAUGACAGAGAGAGGUCGAGCCAUGUGGCGCACAUGCCUAGCCUCAGCGUUCCGUACAGCUCUAGCAUGCACGAUCGUUGGCUCCGCUACACUCUACGGCCCCGAGUGGAUUCUCCGCCACGUCGCUCUCCCGGCCUUUUCUUACGUCACGGUCAUUCUCAUAAUCACUGAUGCCACACUCGGCGACACGCUGCGUGGUUGUUGGCUAGCCCUAUACGCAACGUGUCAGAGCGUGGGACCUGCGAUCCUCACCUUACGGCUCAUAGGACCAGCUCGUCUUUCGGCCGCAACCACUGCUCUUGCCGCGGCUCUAGCAGCGUUCGUGGUGGUGCUACCUAACAGUUCGACCCACUUGGUAGCUAAGCGGAUCGCGCUUGGCCAGAUCGUUCUUAUUUACGUUAUUGCGUACAUAAAAGGAGCAGAGACUGAGCCACUCAUGCACCCUCUUCAAGUUGCAGCCAGCACCGCGCUUGGUGUUAUAGCUUGCGUUCUAGCACUACUCAUUCCACUCCCUCGCUUUGCUACUUGCGAGGUGAAACAAAGCAUUAAAGAGAUUGGUCAAAAUGUAACGACGAGAGUGAAGUUAUACUUGAAAGCGUUUUGCGCCGAGGAUGCCACGUCAGCAACGGCCUCAGUCUCACAGGCUCGAGAGUUGGCUCGUUCUUCCUCCAAGCUUUAUCAAACCAUCAAGCGCUACCAACCAAGCAUGGAAUGGGAGAGGCUUCCGUUUAAUCUAUGGAGAUGGCAAAAUGUGAACGAUAACAAGAAAGGAGAGAAACUACAAAGCAUGGAGAUUGCUCUUAGAGGAAUGGAAAUGGUCUUAGCAAGCAAAUCUCCUAUUCCCGCGAGCUUACUUGCUGGAGAAGUAAAAGAUGGUCUCAAGAACCUUCAAGAACGUGUGAUUCUCUCGAUUAGACGAGUUAACAACAGUCCGCAACCAUCGGUAACUCCAGAAACCGAUCCAGAAAAACUCGAUGAGUGCCUCCAAACACUUCAGGAAAUCCCGGGAACACCUGAAGAUUUGCCCUUUUACUUCUUCUUGUUCUGCCUCAAGCUUCUCGAAACCAUCUCAAUGGCUAAACCUGAGGAAAACAAAGUCAAAGAACCAGCCAACUUCAAAAGUAGGUCCUGGAUAAGUGAUUGGGACAGCAAGAAGGUUAUGCCGGCACUAAAGCUAUCCCUUUCAUUAGGUUUAGCGAUUUUUCUAGGGUCGAUGUAUAGUAAGCCAAACGGUUAUUGGGCUGGUUUACCCGUAGCAAUCAGCUUCGCGGCCGCGAGAGAGGCGACGUUUAAAGUGGCGAAUGUGAAGGCACAAGGGACAGUGAUAGGGACAGUGUACGGAGUGAUGGGUUGUUUUGUGUUUCAGAGGUUUUUGCCGAUUAGGUUUCUUUCUUUGCUUCCAUGGUUUAUCUUUUCUAGCUUAUUGAGCAAGAGCCGGAUGUAUGGACAAGCCGGAGGGAUAUCAGCGGCCAUAGGGGCUGUCUUGAUUCUUGGAAGGAAGGAUUUCGGGCAGCCAAGCGAAUUUGCGAUUGAUAGAAUAAUCGAGACUUUCAUCGGGCUGUCUUGCUCGAUCCUGGUGGAGCUUAUCUUUCAGCCAACGAGAGCAGCUAACGUAGCGAAAGUUGAGCUCUCUAGAAGCUUUCAUGCUUUGUACGAGUGUGCAAGCGUGUUUGGAGCUAAAGCGAGUAAAGCGGAAAUAAUGGAGAGUCAAAAGAAGCUGAGAAGCCAUUUGAAUGAGCUCAAGAAGUUCACGGAAGAAGCACAUGCAGAGCCAAGUUUCUGGUUUUCGCCUUUCAACGUUUCUUGCUACGAAAAGCUGUACAAGUCAUUGUCUAAAAUGGCUGAUCUAUUGCAAUUCAGUGGUCACGCGAUAGGGUUUCUUGCAGAACAAGGAAAAGCAAAAUCACCACAAUGCAAGGAGAUUCUAAGCAACGUAGACAAAGAUCUCAAGACUCUAACAGAGAGCAUAGGUCUUCUAGUGAAAUCAUUCGAGGAAAUCACUCUUCUCAAAUCACUCGAUGCCCUCGAAAAGGCCCUCACCAAGAACGACAACAUCUCAUGGGACAUUGAGCUGGGGAAGACACCAAACCCUAGUUUCUCAGGCCCUGCGACUGAGCCAGAGAAGAUAUUAGAGACUUAUCUUCAGCAUUGCAGAGGAGUCGCGGAUGGAAUAUUCCGUGUGGAAGAAGGAGGAGAAGAGGUUAAAGUGGACAAGAGUGAGGUUGUGUUGAGUUUGAGUGCAUUAGGGUUUUGUGUGGAGAGAAUGGGGAAAGAGACAAGAGAGAUUGAGGAGAUGGUUAAAGAGGUUGUGCAAUCGGAAAAUCCUUCAAGCCACGUUAACUUGCAUGAGAUCUCUUGCAAAAUACGUUCUCUGUACAAAUAA